AGAGGUGGGUGGAUAGCUGGAGUCUGGGAGACUGCGCUAGGACAACAGACAAGCCCCAGAGUCUGAGAAAUACUGAUCCAUCCUUACUGAAAAAAGCACCAGGUAAAGGCCAUGUCACCUCCUGGAAAAGUUCCUCGGAAGGAGAACCUGGGGCUCCAGUGUGAAUGGGGGUCUUGCUCCUUUGUGUGUUCAGCCCUGGAGGAAUUCUUCGAACAUGUCACUGAGCACCUGCAGCAGCAUAUGCAGGGCUCCAGGGAGGACGAAGAGGAGGAUGACCCACUUGUGGAAGAAUUCUCCUGCCUGUGGCAGGAGUGUGGCUUUUGCUCUCUGGACAGUUCUGCUGACCUCAUCCGCCAUGUCUACUUCCACUGCUACCACACCAAGCUGAAACAGUGGGGGCUGCAAGCUCUGCAAAGCCAGGCUGACCUCAGUCCCUGCAUCCUGGACUUCCAGAGCCGGAACAUCAUCCCUGACAUCCCUGACCACUUCUUGUGUCUGUGGGAACAUUGCGAGAGCUCCUUCGACAAUCCUGAGUGGUUCUAUCGGCACGUGGAUGCACACAGCCUGUGCUGUGAAUACCAAGCUGUCAGCAAGGACAACAAUGUGGUGCUGUGUGGAUGGAACGGCUGUACCUGUACCUUCAAGGACCGGUGUAAGCUUCGAGAGCAUCUCCGCAGCCACACCCAGGAGAAGGUGGUAGCCUGUCCUACCUGUGGGGGCAUGUUUGCCAACAACACCAAGUUCUUAGAUCACAUCCGUCGUCAGACUUCAUUGGAUCAGCAGCGUUUCCAGUGCUCUCACUGUUCCAAGAGAUUUGCCACAGAGCGACUGUUGCGGGACCACAUGCGUAACCAUGUGAAUCACUAUAAAUGUCCUUUGUGUGACAUGACCUGCCCACUGCCUUCCUCCCUCCGCAACCACAUGCGAUUUCGACACAGUGAGGACCGGCCCUUUAAAUGUGACUGUUGUGACUACAGUUGCAAGAAUCUGAUUGAUCUCCGGAAGCACCUGGACACUCAUAGCAAGGAGUCCGCCUACAGAUGUGAAUUUGAGAACUGCAGCUUCAGUGCUCGGUCACUCAGCUCUAUCAAGUCCCAUCACCGAAAAGUACAUGAAGGAGACUCCGAGCCAAGGUACAAAUGUCAUGUGUGUGACAAAUGCUUCACCCGUGGCAACAACCUCACCGUGCACCUUCGAAAGAAGCACCAGUUCAAGUGGCCCUCAGGACACCCCCGUUUUCGGUACAAGGAGCACGAAGAUGGCUACAUGCGGCUGCAGCUAGUUCGCUAUGAAAGUGUGGAGCUGACACAGCAGCUGCUGCAGCAGCUCCAAGAAGGAUCAGACCCAGGAGUGACACUGAAUGAAAGCAGCCUGCAGGGCAUUGUUCUAGAAACAGUGCUAGGGGAGCCAAGACCUGAGGAAGAGGCCAGAGAGGAAGAUAGGAGUGGUGAGGGGACAGCUUUCUCAGCUUCUCAGGACAACCCCAGUUCUCUCAUCCAUGUGCUAAAUCAGACCAACACCCAAGGCCAGCGAGAGCUUGUCUACUAUGUGCUGUCUGAAGCCCCAGGAGAGCCCCCGCCAGCCCCUGAACCACCCUCAGGAGAUGUCGUGGAAAAGCCUCAAGGGAUACCUGAGGAGCCAGUGGUCCAGAUGGUGUGAAGGCUGCAGAGCCAGACCAUUUCUACUCCAGACCUUGCAGUUUGAGCCAGGCAGGUAGCAGUGCCCCUAGUGGGCAGCCCUUGGCAUGGAUGCCUUUAGGAGUGGUGCUGAGAACAUUGUGCUCCCUUCUGGCCCAGGAUGGCAUCAUUCUGAGGACUUCCCUUUUUUGCCAUACUGCUCUUUGUGGACCACCUGAGGAGUUGGAUUCUUUAAGGCGAUCCUGGAUGUAUGUACUCAUUAGAAGAGGUGUUGUCAACAGCUUAAGCAUAACCCCCUUGGCAUGCUAGACAAGUGAAUAAAUCUUUAGUCCACAUCCAUUCUCAUCUCUAGGGGUCCAUAGGCCCAGGGAUGAUGAAUGGCUGUUCCUUACAAAGACCCCUUCCUCACUAUGAGUUAAGCAUUGAGAACCAGGUAGCCAUUUCUCUUAAGGUUUCCUCCUAUAUCCCAGGGACAUUGUGGUUAUCUUCAGGGACAGGAGUGGAGGCACUCUGUGUGUGUGUGUGUAUGUAUGUGUGUGUGUGUGUUUGGCAAUAAAAGAAUUACUUGGACUGACUUACUUCCUAAGUGUGGUCUCAGUUUAACUAGAUAACAGGGAGAAGAGCUACCCAGAAGAGUUGAAUGACUAGGCUUUCCUUUAGUGACCUGGAUGGUUUAUUUAACUGUCAACAUUCCCCUUUGCUAGAAUUUGUCUGUUUCUUUAGAGCAUCUGUUACCUCUGUGAAGGGAGGCCUCAGGCAGUUGACCAUGAGUGAACAUGACCAUUGUUACAGAAUGAACUUGUGAAAUGGGGCUUACCCAGGAAGGUAGAGCAGCUAGCCAGGGCUGUGCCCAAUUAGGACUCUAAUUGGAACCCUGUGCCUUUAGGGUGGGUGCAAUUGUGGAACUGCAAAGGAAGCUGGGGAUGGAGGAUUAAUUGGAGGUCACCCAGUUAAUGCCAGGUACACAAGGUGGCCAGGAAUGAAGUUAGAAAAAUGUGUGUUUAUACAUUUUCCUGGAGAGUGAUCUAAUUUUCAUUGUAUUUUUAUUUUAUGUAUAUGAGGCGUAUGAGUGUAUUGCUUGCAUGUAGGUAGGUGUACUUGUGUAGGUAGGUGUACUCGUGUUGUGCAGUGCCUGCAGAAGUCA
Nannospalax galili (Upper Galilee mountains blind mole rat) is the source of this 2781-nucleotide messenger RNA. RefSeq names its product histone H4 transcription factor (gene Hinfp). The record is from RefSeq and is a predicted model, not a curated record. Lineage: Eukaryota; Metazoa; Chordata; Mammalia; Rodentia; Spalacidae. The coding region runs from base 112 to 1659 and encodes 515 amino acids. The transcript is spliced from 11 exons. Gene Ontology annotation, molecular function: DNA-binding transcription factor activity, RNA polymerase II-specific; RNA polymerase II cis-regulatory region sequence-specific DNA binding. Gene Ontology annotation, biological process: regulation of transcription by RNA polymerase II; anatomical structure development.